AGCCCCGGCCAUGCCGUCCCGGCCCCGCCGUAGCCCCCGGUGACACCGCGCAGGGACGGGGCUGGGGACAUCUGAAGCCAGCAGUGAUGUCAGAGAGCGUGGCCGAGGCGCCGGGAGCCGGGAGCCCAGCGGGGCUGGGAGAGACGGGCACCAGCCAUGAGCUGCUGCAGCGCCUGCGGGAGCUGGAGGCAGAGAACUCAGCCCUGGCCCAGGCCAAUGAGAACCAGCGGGAGACGUACGAACGCUGCCUGGACGAGGUUGCCAACCACGUGGUGCAGGCGCUGCUCAACCAGAAGGACCUGCGUGAGGAGUGCAUCAAGCUGAAGAAACGCGUCUUCGAGCUGGAGCGGCAGAACCAGGUGCUGAGCGACCUGUUCCAGCAGAAGCUGCAGCUCUCCACCGGCUCCCUCCCCCAGCUGCCGCUGCACCCGGUGCCAGUCCCCCCCGAUGUCCCUGUCACCCCCCAGCCCGGCUCUGCUGAGCCCCCGCCGCUGCUCCCUGGCCUCUGUCUGUCCCUGCCCGAGUGUGUGGUGUCGCCAGGCCCGCGGUGUCCUCUGCUGUCCCCCUCCCUGGAUCUGUGGUGUCCCCAUCAUCCACGACGUGCCCGUGGCAUCAUACUUUCAGCAGGGUCCCUGCGGUGUCACCUCUCCGGGUCCAUGGUGCUGCCACCAGUGCCAUCGGGCAGCCCUGGGCUCAGCCCUGGCGCCCCACCCCUGGACGCCCUGUCCCCCUUCUUCAAAAAGAAAGCCCAAAUCCUGGAGGUGCUGCGCAAGCUGGAGGAGACAGACCCGCUGCUGGGGCCCGCUCCGGCCUCCCCCGGCUCCCCCGAGCCCUGCGCCGCCUUGGGCUGGCCGCCGUGCCCGCUGCGGGGGCCGGGGGCUGCGGGGGGCUGGCGGGGCGCCGAGGGCAGCCCCUGCUCCUCCCCAGAGGAGGGGGGCCCGCCUCGGGGGGCUCUGCUCAGCGCCUUGGCUGAGCGGCUGCUGCGAGGUGAGGGCGGGGGCUGCUGCCGGCGCAACGGGGAAGCGCCGGGGGGACCCCCACGGCAGCGGCGCGGGGAGCACCCCGCUUUCCUGGGACUCUACACGCCGGGCGAGGAGAGCCCGGAGGGGGGCUUCGUGCUCAAACUGCCGCCCCCCGCCGCGGGGCUGCGCCUCAGCCCGCAGCUCGCCCACCCCUCCAAGAUCCCCUGUCGCGGCGCCCACCCCGAGGCCUCGCCGGCGCUCAGCCGCCGCCCAUCUCCCGAUGCUCCCCCGGAGCCCGGCUCCGCCGAGCCCCCCUCCUUCCCCCAGCCCCGCACCUUCGAGGCGGUCGAGCAGCCCCCCGUGCCCCCCGCGCCCGUGGCCGGCGGGGAGCGAGCGGCCGCUUCCCCGCCCGCCUCUCGCCGUGGCGCGGGGGGCUCGGCCCCCUGCCGCCGCCCUGGCAAGAAGCCCCCCGAGCCGGGCUACCUGCCCUUCAAGGAGCGCUUGGCCGCCCUGGGCAAGCUGCGGGGGGCUGAGGGCCGCGAACCGCCCGGCCCGGGGCGGCCCGAACGGGGUCACGGCGCUGAGCUGCGCCCCCUGCCCCGGGGGGGUUUGGGGGGCAGCCUGAAGCACCCCGAGCCGGCGCACGGCGCGGAGCCCCUGGCCCGCUGCUACUCCUCGGGCUCCAUGGGCGACCCCGGCAAAGCGGGGGGAGCCAAGGGGCGCCCCGGCUCCGGCCGGACCCCAUCGCGGACCCCCCCCGCGCCCCCUGCCAAGGCUUCCCGCAGCCCUCACGGCAGCCCCACCAAGCUGCCCACCAAAGCGGGCAAAGCCGGGGCAGCGCGGGGCGAGGAGGCGGCGGGAGCCAAGGCCGGCGGGGGUCCCCACAAAACCCCCGCGGAGCCCGAGCCCGUGGGGCCGGCGCCGAGCGCCGCGGGGCACUCGGCCAUCGAGGAGAAGGUGAUGAAGGGCAUCGAGGAGAACGUGCUGCGGCUGCAGGGGCAGGAGCGGGCGCCGGGCGCCGAGGCCAAGGGCAAAGCGGCCGGGCUGGCGAGUUGGUUCGGGCUGCGGCGCAGCAAACUGCCGGCGCUGAGCCGGCGUGGGGACGGAGGGCGAGGGCGAGAGUGGGCCGGGACCCCCGCGCCCCUUCGCCGAGAGGUCAAGUUGGCCGCCCGCAAGCUGGAAGCCGAGAGUCUCAACAUCUCCAAGCUGAUGGAGAAGGCGGAGGAUCUGCGGAAGGCGCUGCGGGAGGAGCACGCGUUCCUGCAGGGCCUGGCGCUGGAGAAGGGGCGUCCCCGCGGACCCCCGCGAGGUCCCGGCCCUCUCCCCGUCAUGUACCAGGAGGUGACGGCGGAGACCUUCAUGCAGCAGCUGUUGGACAGGGUGGACGGGAAGGACGCGCCCUACGAGACCUGGCUGGAGCACAAGCGGGAGCUUUGUGACCUCCGGAGGGUCCCCCCCGACGCCAAAGAACCGCGGCUCUGCCGCCCGCCCCGCAACGGCAUCGUGGGACACCUGCGGGAGCCCUCGGACAAGGUGCCUGACGUGGGGCUCCGGGAUGAGCUGCCGUCCGACGAGAGCUUGUCCGAGUCGCAGCAUUUCGCCGCCUGCGGGUCUCUGACGCGGACCCUGGACAGCGGGAUCGGCACUUUCCCACCCCCCGACUAUGGGGGGGUCCCCGCCAAGAGCACCCCCAAACCGCGGGGCCGCCCCGAGCCUCUUCCCGGGGCCGUGCCGGCCGCGGUCACCAAAGUGCCGCGCAAGGCCCGCACGCUGGAGCGGGAGGUGCCCAGCGCCGAGGAGCUGCCGCCGCCUGGGAAACACCGGAGCGCCCCGAGCUGCCGCCUCCCGGCGCCCCCCGGCUCGCACGGACACCGCGCUGCACCCCAAGACACCGGGGAUGAGGCCAGGAAGGCGCGGCGCGUCCAGCAGAGCAAGAACUGGACGUUCCCCAAUGCCAAAGCCUGCGGUGCUGCUGACCCCUUCGUGUGCCCCCCCGGGGGGCUGGAGGGGCUGCAUCGGCCUGUGCAGGCCCCCGUGUGCAGCCCGGCGGGGCAUCGGGGGGCAUCCCCGGAGGCCCCCCCACCUCUGCCGCCCGCCUUGAGCGCGAGCAGCAGCCGGACCCCCAGCGCCUCGGACGUGGGGGACGAGGGCAGCACGGAGGCGCGCUCCCGGGACGGGGGGCACGGCCCCGCCGGGCUGGAACACUCCGAGUCCCUCAGCGAUUCGCUCUACGACAGCCUCUCCUCCUGCGGCAGCCAGGGCUGAGCCGCCCCGGCUCUGCUCCCACGUCUUCCACUCCCUCCCCGCUCCUCCCCGCUCCUCCCCUGAGGGUGCUGCCCGGACUGGGAGCGUCCCGUCGCUCCCUCUCCCGGCUCUCUCCGAUGGUGCUAUGGCCCUGUACAGCCCCCGCCGACGGGUUUUUAACUCAAUAAAGCCGCCCCCCGAGCCUGGGUUAUUUAUAGACGUGAUGGUGCAGCCGCUGUUGUCCCCCCCCUCGCCUCCCCCCAGGGACGGACGGACACACGCGGGGGAUGGAAAGAGCAGGGACGAGAGUUCGGAGU
Messenger RNA from Hirundo rustica (Barn swallow), 3523 nucleotides. RefSeq names its product NCK associated protein 5 like (gene NCKAP5L). Gene Ontology annotation, cellular component: microtubule plus-end. The record is from RefSeq and is a predicted model, not a curated record. NCBI's taxonomy places the organism in Eukaryota, Metazoa, Chordata, Aves, Passeriformes, Hirundinidae. Gene Ontology annotation, biological process: microtubule depolymerization; microtubule bundle formation.